CAAAAGCUGUGAACAGCCAGCCAAUUUAAUCUCCAAAAUCUCCCGUUCACACACACACACACACAAACUCUGGUCCAAUGUUCUACCACAAAAAGUCUAUUUUGACCACUCCCACCAUCUCCCCUUCUCCUCUCUUUCCUCCUAUCUGCUUAAACCUUUCCUCUUUAUUAUUUAAUAAUCCUUUCAAUUAUUUCCAGUUCUUGAUUUCUUGUCACUUUCUCACUACAUCUCCUAUGUAUUUAACCAUCAACUCAUUGUUUCCCUGAUUUCCCACAUGCCAAAGGUACUACAAUCUUUUUAACUCAACAAACAUGGGUACCUGUUUUUCAACUACCAAGAUCAGUGGUUCCAACAGCAACGCCCCAUCAUCAUCCACCGCCGCCCACCGCCGCCCACCAACCGCUGAUGGAGGUGGGUCUAACCCUGUUCCUCAUAAAACCAACAAUAAGAAUAAGAUGAAGAACAAGGCUACUUCUAGGCGCCAGAAUGGAGUGAUCCCUUGUGGGAAAAGAACUGAUUUUGGGUAUCUUAAGGAUUUUGAUCAGAGGUAUACUAUUGGGAAGUUGUUGGGUCAUGGUCAGUUUGGGUAUACUUAUGUUGCUACUGAUAAAGUUAAUGGUCAUCGUGUUGCAGUCAAGAAAAUUGAUAAAAAUAAGAUGAUCCUUCCGGUUGCCGUUGAGGAUGUCAAGCGAGAAGUCAAAAUAUUACAAGCCUUAAGUGGUCACGAAAAUGUGGUUCAGUUUUACAAUGCAUUCGAAGAUGAUUCCUACGUGUAUAUAGCUAUGGAGUUAUGCGAAGGCGGUGAAUUACUGGACCGAAUCCUGUCAAAAAAAGACAGUCGUUACACAGAGAAAGAUGCAGCAAUAGUCGUAAGACAAAUGCUUAAAGUUGCAGCCGAGUGUCACUUACAUGGUUUGGUGCAUCGUGACAUGAAACCAGAGAACUUCCUUUUCAAGUCACCAAAAGUAGAUUCACAUUUGAAGGCAACAGAUUUUGGACUGUCAGAUUACAUAAGACCGGGAAAGAAGUUUACAGACAUUGUGGGUAGUGCUUAUUACGUUGCUCCUGAAGUAUUAAGGCGUAAAUCAGGACCCGAGUCUGAUGUAUGGAGUAUAGGUGUAAUUACAUACAUUCUACUAUGUGGGCGUAGACCCUUUUGGGAUAAAACAGAGGACGGGAUUUUUAAAGAGGUAUUACGAAACAAGCCUGAUUUCCGCCGCAAACCAUGGCCAAGCAUAAGCACAAGUGCUAAAGAUUUUGUGAGAAAAUUACUUGUUAAAGAUCCACGUGCACGACUCACUGCCGCUCAAGCAUUAUCACACCCAUGGGUUCGAGAAGGUGGAAAUGCGUCUGAGAUUCCUCUUGACAUUUCUGUUUUAUCAAACAUGCGAAAGUUUGUGAGAUACAGUCGCCUAAAACAGUUUGCUCUACGGGCACUUGCUAGCACUCUUGAUGAAGAGGAACUAGCGGAUCUCAAAGAUCAAUUCCAUGCAAUUGAUAUUGAUAAAAGCGGUGCGAUUAGUCUUGAGGAAAUGAGACAGGCCCUUGCUAAAGAUCUCCCAUGGAAGAUCAAAGAAUCGCGUGUUUCAGAGAUUCUAGAAGCGAUCGACAGCAACACAGACGGGCUUGUGGAUUUCACAGAGUUUGUGGCAGCUACUCUCCAUGUUCAUCAGUUGGAGGAACAUAACUCUGUAAAAUGGCAACAAUUGUCACAGGCCGCUUUUGAAAAAUUCGAUGUGGAUAGAGAUGGGUACAUAACUCCAGAAGAACUCAAAAUGGUCAAACGAGCUUCUUUUCAAGCCCGAAAUUGAUACUCGUUUCCCCACAAAUAUUCAAUCCAACCGUUGCAUUUUUCUCAAGACUUCAAGAAAACACCUAUUAAUUUUAAGUCAAAAGUUGUGUCUUUUUACAUACUCACGCCUACUUGUUAACUUUUGCAGCAUACGGGUUUGCGAGGCUCGAUAGAUCCAAUUCUAGAGGAGGCUGACAUUGACAAAGAUGGGCGGAUAAGCUUGCCUGAGUUCCGUAGACUCUUAAGAACUGCAAGCAAUCUCUCUAGCCCGACUGCACAUAAAGCUUCACAUAGAACAUAGGCAGAAAAAACGAGACUUCAUGUUUUCGCGUGUGAGUUGGUUUUCGUUUUUGAGUGAAUAAAUUUGCUUUCUUAUCACCAGGAUCUCAAAGCAGCCAUUUCCAUAGACAGCCUGUUUUCUUGAAGAAAAUGCAGGUUGCAUUAGCCGUAGGUUGUAUGAGGAACAUGUUAUAUACUAUGUAUGCAAGAACAGAAUUAGUGUUAGUCUUUCAAGUUAUUUCUUGUGUGUGUAUAGUUGAUGUCAUUAAGGUCGGUCCUGUGUCAUGUAAGUGAACGUUUAUAAGCACGUUAUCAUGGUGUUCUUUGUGAUUUUGAGUCGUUUGAUCCGAAGAGACCAGUUUCUUCUUUACAUCAGGGUUUAAAUCAUAAAGAGUGCAUGUUAUUGUACCAUGUUCUUGUAUAGCUGUACCAUACAGGUACAGGUACAUAUGUAAGUUGAACCUUAUGGCAAGUGUUUCUUUUCAGUUAUA
Helianthus annuus (common sunflower) is the source of this 2562-nucleotide messenger RNA. RefSeq names its product calcium-dependent protein kinase 28. The transcript is spliced from 12 exons. Gene Ontology annotation, molecular function: ATP binding; calmodulin binding; calcium/calmodulin-dependent protein kinase activity. The coding region runs from base 312 to 1811 and encodes 499 amino acids. Gene Ontology annotation, cellular component: cytoplasm; nucleus. Gene Ontology annotation, biological process: intracellular signal transduction; protein autophosphorylation; peptidyl-serine phosphorylation. Lineage: Eukaryota; Viridiplantae; Streptophyta; Magnoliopsida; Asterales; Asteraceae. The record is from RefSeq and is a predicted model, not a curated record.